AUGUUAGUAAUAACAUUAAAGAACGUGGUGUGUAAUCACUUUGGUUAUCAGGAUCAAUAUGAUAACUUAGCCGCCCAUACACAUAAAGGGAUAGAGUUCCUAGACAAAUACGGUAAUUUCGUCAAAGAGAGAUGCGCUAUUGAACUAGAAUAUGCAGGGAAAUUAAGGAGGCUUGUGAAAAACUACCAACCUAAAAGGAAAGAAGAAGAUGAAUAUCAAUACACACCAUGUAAAGCGUUCAAAAAGUUGUUACAAGAGCUGGGCGACUUCGCUGGGCAACGCGAAGUUGUUGCUGAGAACUUACAGUCCAAUGUCGUUCGAGAGUUGCACUUACUCGCAAAAGAGUUGCGAGAGGAGAGGAAGCAACACUUGAACGAGGGUGCGAAACAAAUGGCGGUGUUGAGCACAGCGGCGGGUGCAUUGGAGCGUGCGAGGCGGGCGUACGAGCGAGCGGCGAGAGAGUCGGAACGGGCACUAGAGGCCUUUCAACGGGCAGACGCGGACUUUAAUCUCAGUCGAGCCGAGGUUGAGAAACAAAAGACUAAUAUGAAAUUAAGAAGUCAAGCGUGCGAAGAUGCGAAACAGGAAUACAUGGAUCAACUAAAAAAGACUAACGAAGCACAGAGACAACACUAUGAACAGAGGCUGCCUCAUGUCUUCAAACAAUUACAGGACCUAGACGAGAAAAGAAUAAAGCAAAUCAAGAAUUUCAUGUUGAGUUCAGUUGAUGUUGAAAGGAAGGUAUUUCCCAUAAUAAUGCAAUGUUUAGAAGAAAUGGAACACGCUGCAAACAGUAUUAAUGAGAAAGAGGACACACAGCUAGUAAUAGAAAGGUACAAAUCUGGCUUCCUACCGCCCGAAGACUACCGUUUCGAAGCGGCAAGUGGUGCUGAUGCAACGGACUCUGCGCCGGCGCAUCCCACGCACAAUCACCUCACGGCUGCGCGGGGCACUGUAUCUGGCAAUCGGAUUAAGAAACGAGGAGGCCUACUCUCUAUAUUCAGCUCCAAUAAGAAGAUUAUUGAGGCGUGCAAUUCGAUCAAGAAUAAUAUGUCUAUGGAUGGAAAGGAGGAUUAUUCAGACUUACCACCGAAUCAGAAGAAAAAGAAGCUGCAAGCAAAAGUACUCGAGUUAAAUAAACAGGUCGCGCAAGAGCAAGCCGCUAUGGAAGGUCUAAUGAAAAUGAAAGGUGUUUACGAGACGAACCCAACGCUAGGUGAUCCUAUGACUGUUGAAGGACAACUAAACGAGUGUUGCGACAAAUUGAAGAAAUUAAAAGAUCAGUUACGCAAAUACGAAGUGCUAUUGGCAGAGGCGAAUAACCAAGUCUGUGCUCCGACGCUGCAUCCUGUCGCAAGAACUAAUGGAGCUGCACCUAAUCAAGCUACAAGUAUCGGGUCAAACAGUGAAUCUCUAUCGCGGUCCGCGUCCGAGUCGUCCGUCAGUACGGGGGGCUGCGCGGGGGCAGGCAACGCGGGGGGAAGUAGGGCGGCGGGAGGAUCCCCUGAGUCCGGCCUUGGGGGGGAACUGGCGGCCGCACACGCGGAACACGCGGAUAACCACGAGCACGACGAAAACGACGAGCACUGUGAUCAUGAAUCAGACUUUGAUUAUUAUUAUGAGCCAGAUUUGCAGCCGCUGGGCUAUUGUAAGGCCUUGUAUGCGUUUGAAGCUAACGGCACAGGAUCAACAAUGCGAAUGGAGUGCGGAGAGCGACUAUUGGUUUUAGAGACGGACGCAGGCGACGGAUGGACGCGGGUGCGACGAUCACACACGCGUGAAGAGGGAUUUGUACCAACCACGUAUAUUUCUACUACCCUAUAUUCGGAUGCCCAUGGGCACUAG
This is a messenger RNA of Pieris macdunnoughi, 1845 nucleotides long. NCBI's taxonomy places the organism in Eukaryota, Metazoa, Arthropoda, Insecta, Lepidoptera, Pieridae. The record is from the annotation of a GenBank genome assembly.